CGUAAAAGAAUAAAAAGAACACCUUUUAAAUCUUUUUUAAGUUCAUACUAAGUAAGGAAGUACCUACUUAUUUUCUGUCAAUAUAUUUUUAUUUUCUUGCACAUUUCCUGGGAGCUGGCAACAUUUUAGCUGUCUUCAUUUCAGCAAGAUGUGGGUCCCAAGCCUCCCGGUGACCAUGAUCAGCGCUGUGGCGGCCGGCGCAGGCGCAGUCUGCUUAUUCAAAGACAUGUACGGAGGCGUCCCAUUCGAUAGAAAUGUGAAGGCGGAAAACAAAACUGUGAUCAUCACUGGAGCCAACGACGGCAUCGGAAGGCAGGCGGCCUGGGACUUCGCCAGGAGGGGCGCUAAAGUGUUCAUGGCCUGUCGAGACAUGGACAAGUGUGAGGCGGCGCGGCGCGACAUCGUGCUGGAGACUGACAACAAGUUCGUGUACUGCCGUCCCUGCGACCUGGCCUCGCUGGACUCCAUCAGGCAAUUCGUACAGAGGUUCAAAUCCGAGGAGCCAUAUGUCCACGUGUUGGUGAACAACGCGGCCGUCAUGGAGCCCCCGGCCGCCAUCACCAGAGACGGCUUCGAGGCGCACCUGGGCAUCAACCACUUGGGACACUUCCUGCUCACCAACCUACUGCUGGAUACUCUGAAAGCGUCAGCGCCGAGCCGCGUGAUAAUGGUGACUUGCAGCGCGCACAAGAGCGGGAAACUGCACAAGGAGAACCUCAACCUCACAGGCGAGCACGCUGGCCCUGCCGCCUACUCGCAGAGCAAGCUCGCCAACGUGCUGUUUGCUAGAGAACUCGGCAGAAGACUUUUAAAUACGGGCGUAAGCGUGUUGGCCGUGGACCCCAGCCUCACGGAUACGGAUCUGACGCGGCACCUGCCCAUGUCCAAGAGUGUCACUCGCUUCAUCAUCUACCCCCUGUUCUGGCCGGUCAUGAAGAGCCCCAAGAUUGGAGCCCAGGUCAUAAUACAUGCCGCCCUGGAUGCUAAGUUGGACGGCUGCGCGGGAGACUAUUUCGUUGAUAUGAAGAAAGCGGAACCAUCUAUCGAGGCCCAGGACUUUGAACUGGCGCAGUGGCUGUGGCGGGUCAGCGAGAAAUGGACGAGGCUGGAACAGCACAGGGCGGAAUUAAAGGAAACUGCGUAGAAUUACAGAUACUAUUACCACUUUAAAAGUCUAUUCUAAUAUUUAAUGUCCGAAAUGUAUUUCGUUAAGAUGUAAAAAAAAAUAUCGUGAACAACAUUUUUUAUGAAAGCUUAAGAUCCAUUGCCGUCACGAUCAUGGAUCACGGAUCCAUAGAUAAUGUUUGCAACGGAUGGUUUCGGCUAUCGAAACACGUCAAAAUACAUACAUGAACAUUGAAAGGCGAUAUGUCUCAUUUACUCUCUCUUUCUACCACACUAGUUUACCUCAUGGGUAGAGUGAAUAUAUAGACAAUUUUUGCCUUUCAACGUUUGUGAAUGUGCUGUGAUGUGUGGGAAUACCCACAUGGAUGAUGGCUUAAGAAGCAAAGUGCUGUGUGAGACGCAUAACUUGGACGCAGUUAACUUCAAUGUAACGGGUAUUUGAGGUUUUUGUGAAGUGCGCAUUUAUUUUUAAAUAAUUUUAGUCAGUUAGCUGUUAAUAAAUUAGUUAUUACCAAA
This is a messenger RNA of Amyelois transitella, 1641 nucleotides long. Its product is annotated as retinol dehydrogenase 13-like. Lineage: Eukaryota; Metazoa; Arthropoda; Insecta; Lepidoptera; Pyralidae. Bases 149 to 1144 code for a protein of 331 amino acids. The transcript is spliced from 8 exons. The record is from RefSeq and is a predicted model, not a curated record.